UUGGGUGGAAUGCGACAAGAAACGGCAGAUCUUCUUUGAUAAUAUGAAACAGAUUUACCAGGAUGUGUGACUUGGAGUUUUCCUGAAAACCUUUUUCAAAUAAGAUAAGGUUUUGUUGAUACCAGGGAAAGUUACUCUUCAUUCUUUGUGCAGAGGGAGUUUAAAAAUGAUGAAAGAUAGUGAAUGAAAUUUUCUUGGAGUUUGUUUUCUGUAUAUAAUCUAAAGUUUCAAGUGAAAAUUGAUAAGAAUAGCAGGAAGGUGUAAAGCAAUUUCUGAAUGCUGUGACUUCUGAAUGAAAUAAAUGCAAUAUUUAAGAAUUGAGAAAAACUAAUGGAAAUAAUGAAUAAUUUGUACCAAGAUCAGGAUUUUAUUACUUCCCUUUAAUGCCACUGUGAGAAAAAUUGAAAUGAUUCCCCAUAGCUUUUCAAUGAUGUCAUCAGAAAGCUUUCAGUAAUUAUUAUAUGAAAUUUAAAUCAGAUAAAGGGAGGUAAUUUGCAUGAGAAAUGUUUUAUUGAGUUAAAAUAUAGGGAUUUGCAAUUACAACAAAAAAAGGUGUGUGAAUGAAAAUUCAUACAAAGAAUAAAUUAUGUCCAAAAAGCAUGAUGCAGCAAUUUUGAUACUAUUUUAAGUGAUUUUUUUUUUACAGGCAUUGUAAGUAAGGAAAAUGCACUUAUUUAAACUUUUGCAGAUAAUAGAUGGAAAACAAGAUAAUUGGAUUUGAAGACAAAAUUAGGCUCAUCUUACUGAAACAGGUCAAGAGAUCAUUGUCAAGUUAAUGGAAUUCACAGUGUAUUUAAUUGCAUUGAACAUGCUUGUCAAUAAAAAUAUUAUGACACCAAAUAUUGAUAUUAGGUACUUAAACGACCAAUAAUAAAGUCAGAGUGUCUAUCGUUAGCAUAUACUUAAAGCUACUUCGUGUCCGACAAAUAAAAUUGUAGCAAUUUCAAGCCUUGAAGCGCUUUAUAUCUCGAUAGUAAGAUUUGAACAUGUGCCAUUGUUUCUGUAAUAGGAUUAAAAGUUUUCUGCACUGUUGAUGCAAUAUUAGACGAUUUUUUUUAUUACCUUACAUAAAUAAAUUCAUAAAGGAUAGAACUAAUUUGUGGGUAAUGUUACAUAUGAAAAAUAACAUAGUGCAUUUGAAAUUUUUAGCUAUGAAUAAAAAUGAGUAGGAAUACAUGUGGUGUGCACUUAUUCUUUAAUUGGAUUAAAAGCUCAGAAUGAUUACUUAGGGAAUACUAGAAGCAGGAAUGGGAUCACGUCCAAAAAUGAUCAGGCGACUUAGCCAAAUAUGGAUGACAGAAGGCCGAAAAUGUCAAAUACUGCUCCCUGAUGAAAGACGUUUAGAACUCCUUAUUCAGCCAAAAUUACUGACGUGGGAACUGCUUGACAUUGUUGCGUCCCAUUUCAAGCUCAAAGAAAAAGAAUAUUUUGGUCUUGCCUUCCAAGAUGACACGGGUCAUUACAAUUGGUUACAUCAAGAGAAAAAAGUGUUGGAGCAUGAUUUACCUCGCAAACAAGGCUCCAACUUAGUUAUUUCAUUCCUAGUUAGAUUUUAUAUGGAAAGUAUAACUCAGCUACGUGAUACUUCUACUGUUGAACUUUUCUACCUCAAUGCCAAACAAUCAGUAUUUAAGGGACAGAUAGAAUGUGAUAGUGAAACAGUGUUUGAACUAGCAGCUCAUGUUUUACAGGCCACAGUAGGAGACUAUGUAGAUGACAAUACAACAAAAGCAGACUUAAAGAAGCUUCCCUUGAUCACAACAAGUGCCCUUAAAGAACACCCAUCAAUACAGUACUGUGAAGAAAGGGUUAUAGAUUAUUACAAGAAAAUAGCAGCCACUACCAAAGGAUCGGCAAUUGUAAAUUACAUGACAAUAAUUGAAAGCUUACCUACAUACGGCAUCCAUUACUUUGAAGUGAAGGAUAAAAAAGACAUUCCAUGGUGGUUAGGGAUCAGUAACAAGGGUAUUGGUGUAUAUGACAAACAGGAUAAAAAUGUGCCUCGACGGGUGUUUGUUUGGAAAACCUUAGAAAACCUCUACUACAGGGAUAGAAAGUUUUCAAUAGAAGUUCAUGAUCCAAAGCGUAUAGUACACACAUUGAGCAGUUUCAACUUGUACGAGGACGCAAUACGGGAACGAGUCGAGGAUUGUGAUGAUCUCUCUGAGGCAAUAACUGACCCGUCAACUCAGGUAUCAGUAAGCAGACGGACAUUUGGUCCAGGGAAUGUGAAUGUUCAUGCCUGGUUUGGAUUAACUCCACAGCUUACAAAAUGUAUUUGGUCAAUGGCCGUGGAUCAACAUCAGUUCUACCAUGAAAGAAAAUCAAGCAAGUGCAGGGUACUGAUACACCUUGAUUUACAGACAAGUCUGCCAUCAGUACGGAGUGUGAGCGAGCUAGCAACUGAACUUUCCCGCAGCACGUCUUCACUGCCGGGGUCACUGGGCUCGGACAUCAGCCGCAGCGGAAGCUCUGCCAGCCUGCCUAGUCUUGGUGCUUCAAGAUUUGAUUUGAACUUUGACCCGGCUGACACUGCCAAGGUUCAGCGCGAGAUGUACUCAGCGUUGAAGGCAAGACGUGAGGCGCUGGAAGAUAUCCUCCGUAAGAAAACUGAGGAGUUGAAGACACUCUGUAUCAAGGAGGGGGAAUUGACUGGUCGUCUCCCAGCCGAGACCCCGUUGACUGCUGGUGAAGAGCCCCCUCAGAUCAGACGUCGUGUGGGCACAGCUUUUUCUUUAGAUACCAAUAUGGUCACUGCAGAUAAUGAGGAUGCAGAUAUGACGAGUAAGCUUGAGUUAGAGCUGGAGCUCCAAAAGCAAAUCACUAGUGCUGCCCACAAGCUCGCAUCUGACAAGUCAGUCAGCAGGUUCGUGCGCAAGCAGAGAAGACAUUCCUUUAUCAAGGCUCAGAGCAAGUUGAAAGAAAUGGAGAAGAAGUUGAGCGAGUACCGUAAAGGUGGUGUUCAGGUGUCUCCAGCAUUGUCCGGAAAAUACGAUGGCAAGAGUAUCAAGAGUUUAGACAUGACUGAUAGCGAUUCUGAUGUGGUCUCUCCAGCUCAGUCCCCAUUGGUACCUAGAGGGCCGCGUAGUAAUUAUAAACAGCAUGAAGGUCGACUGGAUCCUCUCCUGCACAGAUCAAACACGGCCCCAAAAAACUUUCCAGUGGAACGGGAAAUUGCAUCUAUGACACUUCCGCCAACACAUAGCAGUCCUACUCUGGAUGAAGUUUACAAGCCAAAUUCUGUGUACUCCACUCAGUAUCGCAACCAGACAUACCCUACUCUUGCCAGUCGUAGCCAGUCACAGACAGGUUCACAAAAUGACUAUGAAAACAAGUCUGGCAGCCAAGGUCACCUUGACAGUGGUCACCUUGACAACAAGUCUGGUGGUCAAAGUCGUCUGGAAGCUGGCCAAGGUCGAUUAGAAGGUAGCCAGGAUAGUGGGUUUAGCUCAACAAACAAUAUGUAUAAUGUGAAUUCUAGACGAACGUCACGAUAUGAAAGUAACCAUGAUUUAAAUACACCUAGUGAAUCUCACUAUGAAACUUUAGAUAAUGUGUUUGAUAACAGAUUACAGUUGCAGUCAAAACUUGGGGGGUUAGAAAAUGCUUACAAUCAGACACAAAAAAGCUACGGUAGUUUAGAACGGAACUUGAAAAAACGUCAAAAUCGUGAAUAUGAACGGAAACUUAGUGACACUGAUACUAACAGUGAAAUUUCAAGUAAUACACCUUCAAGGUUUGGGAAAAGGACAUCAAGAUCUGAAUAUGAUCUGUCUUCUAAAGGGAAUGAACAGCCUGUGGUAAAUACAGAGAAUGACUUUCCAUUGUCUAGUAGGUCAAGGAAUUACGUGGUGAAUUCUCCCACUCAAAAUUAUCCAAGUAGAAGUGAUAGGUAUAACAAUGAGAGACUUGAUUCAGUGUCAAGUCAUCGUAUGAUUGAGGUACCAAUCCAUCAUGAAUCUAGCCAGAGACAAGAUAGGAAUUUAGAUUUAAAUUCACAGUCACGAGCUGCAUGGCAGGACUCUGCAUCCACGGAACCUUCUCCAAUAAUACAGAGUCCAACAAAAAGAACGUUUAAUGAACUUUAUACAGGGAGUGGUGGUGGUGAUACACCACAAGGCCAGUGUUACAGUCCUAGGGGCUAUGAAGGGGCUAGAGCCAAUACUCAUUCAAAACCUCCUCAUUCGGAACAUAAAGUUAGUGUUAAUGUAAUUGACUCGCCUCAUGGUGUCCCACAGGCAACCUCAAGUAAAAUUGUAACAAUAAAAAUGUCACCUCAUGUAGAGGUGUCUAAACCAUUUGAAAUGAAAGACUUCUAUAAAUAUAGUGAAAAGUUACGCAGGCAGAGAUUAGUUGAACAAUACCAUAAUGCUCUGGUUGGAUCAAGAGCAAGUAGUCCGUCACAGCACUCAUCAGAAGGUGAUACUCAUCAUUCCACAUCAUCAUAUCAUCAUCCACAGGGUUCUCAGUAUGGACAAUCAACAUCAGGUCAAGUACACCCAGCAUACAGGGGAACCAGCACAAGUUCUGCAUCUCCAUAUGGUUCCCCUGUGUCAUCACGUCACAUGACUGGUAAUCAUCCAUACACAUCUCAGUCUAAUGCUUCACAAGAUCAUAUGGGUUAUGGAAAUUCUAGAGCUAAUUCCGUUUCCUCAACGUCUUCAUCAACGACAACUUAUGGAGUUAGCACAUCAACGUCGCGUGUUCAAUAUACUGUACAAACACAGGGUGGCCGUGUUUUGUAUAAAGCACAGCAUCAGUCUAGUAAACAAACACAUUACCAACCACCUACAUCCAUGAAAUGUGAACCAGUCAGGAGUUCUCGAGAUAUACGGAGGGGUAGUCAAGAAGCACCUGCAACACCAACCAGCUCAAGAAAUGCACAACGUGGUAUCCAUCAUCAACGGCAGUAUUCAACCCCAGAAAGAACUGUAGCAUCCCCAUUGAAUAUGAGCAAUUUUCACUUGUCCCCGGCUGGCAGCUUAUCAAAGGCUUUCAGUAAUGAGAUGCUGGAAUGGUUUGAUGGAGAGGGGAACCAUGCUCCAACCUCCGUUUGACAGGUACAGACAAGUUGUAUUGGAUAGAACAGUCAAGUAAUUGAAAUACUAGUCCAUUUGUUAGCCAGACAGUGCACAGCAUGCCAGGCAGAAGAUGUGACUCCCAGUCUAUACUUUUAAUUGAUUUUAAAUAAGAUUGUUAUUGUAUGCAGAAAAACUAGCUGUUUUACCUAUGUACACAGUCAGUGGAUAUGAAAUUAUAUAAUUUUAACAAACCUGUAUGUUGUUAUACAAAAGUUUAAAUUGUUUAACUGAUAUUUAUAUUUAAAAAUUCAAAAAUUGAUUAAAAGUAAUUGAAGUUGAAUGAAUAGAUUUUCUGCGGGAAGGUCUGAAUAAAUCGUGAAAGAAUGUCAGAUAAAUGAUCUUUGAGACAUAUAUAUUGCUGUUAGCAGUUGUUGAAGAUAUUUCAAGAUUGAAAUAUUAUAUGAGACUUUGCUCUAAAUUGAAAAUUACAGAACUGCAUACUUAAUAUGUAUUUCCACACAAUUAUUAAAAACAGUCUUUUUAGCUCACCUGAGCACCAAGCGCUCAUGGUGAGCUUUUAGGAUCGUCAGUUUGUCUGUUGUGCACAGUUUCUUCAAAGAACUCUUAAACCACCAAAUCAGUUUCAUCCUAACUUCACAGGAAUAUUCCUUGGUUAGUUUUUCAGGUUCCCUCAAAUCUAGGUCAUCCAUGCAAAGUUCUCAUUGCCAUGACAGUCGAAAGGAAAACUUGAGAAAUCUACUCAGAAACUGCUGGCCAGAUUUUGAAACCAUUUCACAGAAAUGUUCCUUGGGUGACUAUCCAUACCAAAUGCCUUCAGAUCAUUUUGUUUUGUAAAAAAAACAUGGCCACCAGGGGGCGGGCUAGUUAAACCUUUAUGGCUAUAUGGAAAACUGUACAAAUCUUCUUCAGGUAGUAGUUUCAAGAAAAGUCCAUAUUUUGGAUGUUGCUAUUUUGAUCUGUUAAUAGGCGAAAAAAUAUGGCUGUCUGGGGACCAGGCUAGUUUUCACUAUACAUGUGGCUGAAAACCUAACAAAUCCUGUCCUAUUAAACUGCUGACCAGAUAUUUUCAAAGCCCCCACCCACUACCUGCCAGUAAUAAGUGAAAAGUCUUGUCAGAAAGCAUUAGCUCUAUUUAAAAGCAAUUUCCUCAUAUUGUCCUUGGAUGAUCCUUUACCAAAACUUCAAGCAAGUUGUGAAACUCAGAUGCGCAGUGUAGGGCCCUCAUGGCCCUCUGGUACUUUGAAUAAUUCCUUUUUGUAUGAAAAUAAAAAAAUUGCUUGAUGUUGCAAGUUAUUUUUAAUUCUCAAAAACAUAGGUAACAGGAUUUUAAUGUCUAAUUUUAACAUUUGAUAUAUAAUAUAACCCAGUUUAGUUAAUUUUAAACAUUUUGGCCUGUUGAAAGGUAUUGCUUUUAGCCUUUAAAGCUCAGAAACUGUUGUUUUAUUACUUAAAACCAGGCAAUUUAUUUCAUAUCAGCAAUAUUCCUUUGUUAACUCACUAUAAAAUAAAUUCUCAAAAUUCUCUAUAUAAACAAGAGUAGAGUGUUUUGAUAUUUCACAGUGUGCAAUUGAUUUUAUAAAAUGUAUUUCAUUGAAAUUAGCUUCUUUAACAAUAAUUAUAUGCAAAAUUGAAUGAAAAUUAAAAUAAUAAAAAAUGAA
This is a messenger RNA of Mercenaria mercenaria, 6700 nucleotides long. RefSeq names its product FERM domain-containing protein 4A-like. The record is from RefSeq and is a predicted model, not a curated record. The transcript is spliced from 24 exons. Gene Ontology annotation, molecular function: cytoskeletal protein binding. NCBI's taxonomy places the organism in Eukaryota, Metazoa, Mollusca, Bivalvia, Venerida, Veneridae. Bases 1248 to 5057 code for a protein of 1269 amino acids. Gene Ontology annotation, cellular component: cytoskeleton. Gene Ontology annotation, biological process: establishment of epithelial cell polarity.